Porites lobata is the source of this 19891-nucleotide messenger RNA. NCBI's taxonomy places the organism in Eukaryota, Metazoa, Cnidaria, Anthozoa, Scleractinia, Poritidae. The record is from the annotation of a GenBank genome assembly.
AACUAGCUUCUACACUGAACGUGUAGCUUGCUUGUUGGCUUUAAAGCAAUCGAAAUGAGGUCUUAUGAAAAGCUGGAAAAGCAAAUUCUGGAUCAAAGGCUGAAAGAUUUUCAGUACGAAGUGAUACCUGAUGAACUGUUGCCUUUUCUGCCUUGCCUAAUACAAGAGGAUAGAGAAGCAAUUGAAGCAGUGCAGACGAACCGUGGGCCUAUAAGGGCAACUGCAGUUCUUGUAGACCGACUUAAACGGAGACAAGGGUUUCAAGACUUCGUAAAGGCUUUAAGAAAAUAUGGAAGCGAACACACUGCGCUUCUCUUAGACCCGAACUACAACUUCAGAGGCAAGUAAUUUAAAAGUAUCAUAAUUCUUCAAAUAUGCUGGGUUUUGAUGAAAUUUAUACUUCAUUACGUUUUUAAAAGUACUGAAAAAAUGAUGGGAAAGUGUUCAGUCCUCAUCAGUUUAAUAUUAACAAACCGAAAGUCCUGAUUGAAAAACAACUGCAGAAAACGAAAUCGAAAGGAGUCCAUGAAACUCGGGCAUCAACCUAUAAUUUAAUUCAAAAAGUCCUUUUCUCGAUUAAAAAUGUAUAGUAGCAGUAUACUCGUAGAUUAGCGAGAAAGGUGUUUUAUUACAUGUACCUAACUAUAUCUUGGGUAAAGAAAAAAACUACCUUGCAAUUAUUAGAUUGUGAAUUUAUGUUUUGAAAUUAUUAUUUCACGCAGAUGAUGACGACGACGAUGAACAAACCGCUGACCCUGAUGGGUCGGGGCUCGGUUUUAGAAGGAUUGGAACAGCUAUUGGUUGGUUUUCUUGUCUUUUUUCUUUUCUUUUCCUUUCUUUGACGUUAUCUUGUAUUUCUUUUCUAUUCCUUUUUCUUCCUUUCUUUUUUUAACUUCAUCUUCUAUUACUUUCACCAUCCAACCUCUUUCCCAGGGCCUUUUAACUUUCUUUUUUUUUUUUUUUUUUUAACUUAAAUUAUUAUUAUCAUUAUCCUAAUUAUUAUAUUAUUAUUGUUAUUUUAACUGUCAUUUGUUUAUUUUAUUAUUAGUGUUAUUAUUAUUAUUAUUUAAACUGAACAACAUACUUUUCUUUCUAAUUUAAAUUGCAUUUAGAUGUGCCGAUUUCCGGAAAACUCUUACCAGAAGAAUGUGAGGAGAACACUGGAAGCUAUUGUGCAUUAGAGCGUAAUGUCGCUGAGCGUUUUGGUGACCAAACGUCUUCAGAAAACAGAAGAAUGCGAAAAGAAUUCCAAAAGGUAAUCAUGCGAAUUCGUAAUGAAAAAAAAUUUGGCGUUCAAAUCUAAGCAAUAAUGACAAAAUUGCUGCCAAAGUAUACUUGAAUGUCGCGUUUUGUGACCUCCUCCAAGUCUAAAACGGGUAUGGAGUUUAGAAGUCAGGUCUGAAAACGGGUGUGGAAAAUGACAUUUAUUGGUCUGAAAUGGGGUCGACUUCAGGGUCUGGAGAACCGGGGGACACACCUCAACCAAGAAUUCCCAGGAAAACUCCUCUUCCCCGGCUGGUUGUACAAAGGCUAUUUUUAGUCUUUAAAAACAGUGCAAAACAAGGGUAUUUCCAUUGUUUCGCACUACGUAUCGCUUACUGCGCAUAUCACUGCGAUAGAAAAGGUGGCGGUAAGUUCCACGAGGUAACAAAGGCCCCUUUUGUAGUCCAAAUGGUCUUAAUUGCGAUUAUGAUACCUUUUCCCUUCUAAAAAGGUGCUAGCCUUGAAACUUACCCCAGUCCCUUCGCGCAAAAUGAUCAUUAAUUUUUGAAGCCGAAAUUGUCCCUUUGUCGUCUUUUUUGCCAUGAAACGAGACGCCGAACUCCGUUUUUGUUUGUGAUUGGUGCUUUUUACUCGUUAUGCCAAUAGGAAAAUACAGGGUGUUUCAAAAGUUCGCUCCGAUUUUUUAUUUGCCCCCUGAGUAUUAACAAAAACCUUUUGUAAACUAAGUAUUCUAUUCAUUAUUCAUUUAACAUUCAGUACCUAAAAUAUUAGUAACCAGAACGUCUUCCUGUAUGUUUUCUGACAUUUUCUAAGCGGUGAGGUAUAGAAUGUACGAGUUCCCAAAGUCCAAAGUCACAUUCUUCCGGGCGAAGCGUAGUCACUGUCUUAGCUCUUCCAAUGUUUUGGGGGCUGGAUCUUUGUAUGUUGUCUCGUCUACGAUAAACCGGAUGGUCUCUACGGGUUCAGAUCACGUGAGUUUGCCGGCCGGUCCUCCUUUGGUAUAAAGUUGACAAAUCCUUCUGACACCAUGCUUGCAUGAAGGGUGCACCGCCUUUUUCUCUUCAAGGCUCUCCAACUUUUUUUGGUAGCUUAUCCCCAUACUGUUGUGCUCGAAACUUUGAUCGACAAUGUGAAGUUGAAAUUUUUUUACCUUUCUGUUUUUGUGGAAUUAUUACGCAUAUACUUACCGCUUUUUUGAUAAUAUUUCUCACACAGUUUGUGAAAAAACGGCCAUCCACUCCUUAGUUUGCCUUCUUAGGUCUUUACUUUUGACCAGUUUUUCGGUCAUCGUUCAGACUUCUUCAACAAUUUGGCGAUUUUUCUUUUUUUGACUGAAUGGCCAGAAGACCAUAAAAAUAGAUGCCUGCGCUCGAACACAAACGGUGUAGGCCUUAAUUUUCAUGAAGGAGUAGAGAAAAAAAAAAGAAAACGAUAAAAAUACCAAAAUAGAAAACCUACAAAAUGGGCGGGAAAAUCCUCGCGUACGUGUACAGCUGGGGCAAAAUUCUAAAAAAAAAUUACAAUUUCUUCAAAUUUUAGUUUGAAAUUGCUUUAAACGGUUAUUUAGAUAAAUUUCUUACCUGAAUCAGUUUACAUUUGCCUAAAGAAGCAUUAAAUGCUUUGCGCAAAAUACAAUUUACAAUCGGAACGAACUUUUGAAACACACUGUAUAUAUUAUUUUAAGGGGAAAAAUCUGGACAGUACAAUUUGUAUUAUUCAAAUCUGAAUUGCGCAUAAUGGAAAAAAUUGUCCAUUUUUCUUAUCUUCUUGCAUACGGUAAUUUGAAAUCACUUUUCUAAUAAAGCAUAGCCCAGACAAACAAACGGGCUCUAUGUUUUAAUAAGAUGAAUAGUUUUUGUAAAAAAAAAGUAUUUUGACGGUUGUUCAAGUUUCGACCAUUUUUCGCGCAACCAUCACAAAACACUUAGUAUCACAGGCACGCAGGGCAAAAACAAGCACAGUGACAGCAUCAUUGAGCGCAAUUUUUUUUAACAUCCCAUAUAUGGUUAUUAAUUGAUCCAAGUUUGAAACAAAUCUGGAUAAUACAUCCUUUUCAAGAGAAUUACCUUAAAACCUUUUAAACGUAUAGUAUAUAUUAAGCAUGAUUUAUAGCCUACCUACUGUACCCCUAGUGUUAAUACACUUUAAACAGCACCACUCUUAACUGGACAACUACGAUAUAAUCCGAGCCUAGCCUUGCCCCCCUGAGAGGACUUGAUCGCAGCCUUUCAUCGACGCAACAUAACGGCUCGUCCGUCCGGCUCGUCAAGAUAUCUUUGUCUUUGCUGUCUUGUUAUUAGUGUUAAUUUUGAAACUCACUACCGUGAUGAUGAUGAUGACGACAAGAAAGGAGCUUUAUCCUCUCUUGAUAUAAGAAUUAAGUAGUGGAAGCUUUACAGUCUAUGCAGGAGUACUUUUUGUUUUUUAAGUCUUAAAGUACUUACUACACUCACUUCCCUGAAGUCACAUUCGUCCACAAAACGUAUAUACGCGUCGUUUCCCUAUGGCUGCAGUUUCCUUAACCUAACCAACGUCUUCCGCCAACUUAACACUUGAUUCGCGAACGUCGCGAAGCAUUGCGUGGGAAGUCACCCAGCUGUCAACAUUGGUAAAAUUAAUGACAUAUGAUUGCCUAUCCGGCUAAACCCUCUAGGGAACAAUAAAUCUCCGAGAAAAUCUAUAAAAUAACUGUAGAAGGAUUACGAUGGGUAUAGGUAAGCCUUUCCACAAGUUGCGCGGCAACUUUUGGGCAACUUCUUGUAUUUCGAGCUCGAGAAAAUUUUUCCGUUUCGAGCAUUCUGAGAAAUUUCUAGUUUUCUACUAAAUCUGAUAUAUCGGAGCUGCUUUUAGUGCUUAAAUUGGCCUUGCUUCCAUAUUUCACUAUGUUGUAGCAAGAGAGAAUGAUCUAGCUCAUUCUCUCUUGGUUGUAGUAGACAAUUUAUGAAUUUCCUUUGAAAAAGGAAGAUGCAUGCUGCAUGGCUGCUAGGUCAGCGGUUUUUAAAGUAAAUUCAAAACGGGGGAAGAAAAUAGUUUGGAGUCUUGACAACAACAACAACAAUUUAAUUAGCUCAUACCAGAAUUUUUAUACGAUUAAUAUCAAUAUUGAUACGUAGUCUUUACUCAUACAUUUUUUGGUUUUAAUUGAGGGCAAAGUUAUUUAGCAACGCUGGAUACACCGUAAAAAUGCACAAGGUGCUUGGAAAUUUUACUUUUGUUGUACAAUUUGCAAAUUUUGCGUCAGACGGCGAAUAAAGGAAGAGAGCAACAAAAAAAAGGUUUUUUUUAAUCAACUUUUGUUGCAAAAAAACCUUUUGACCUCUUUUUGAGGAACGUUUUGAGAAACUGUUGGAAUUGUGGGGGAAAAUCUCAAGCAAAUUGUGGAAAGCCCUAGGUAUAGGGCCUAUAUGGGGUUUAAUUCUCUCUGCUCUCUUGCGAUCAUGAUGAUGAUGAUGAUAAUGAUUAUGAUGAUGAUGACAAUAAAUUUCAUGGCUUUUUUAAAUAGCAUCUUCCCAAGGGUGCAGCGUUUGUAAAGACCUCUAAGGGCUCAAUUAUCUUGACUUUCCGUCUGUCAAGUGAACAAGCAGCAAGUGAACUAUGGGACAUGUACACCGACGGAGAAUUCCAGUCCAUGGUGCAAACAGUGUUCGUGGAAGACGCGUUAAAGGAUUCACAUAGGGACGGUUUGGAAAAAGCUCCGAAACUGGAACUCAGCCUUUGUGUAGAGCGAUUCAAGAAAAUAAGAGAGAAACUUAGAGGUAGGUUGUCAAUGAGUGAAAUUUGCCGGUUUGCACAUAGCUACUAAACUGCUUGUUACUGGUUACUUGUCACUGCUUUUUGUUCUCUUUUUAGUGUUGUCAUUUGUUUUUCGUUUUUCCAUUCAUCCCGUCCCUUUCAUAACAUGUGAGAUAUGGGGCCUUUAAGGGCGUAUUCUGAUCAGCCCAGAGUCCUCUUAAUUUCUGCUCUUACAAAAAGAGGAGUAGCCAGGACUUUUCUGAGGUUUCCACAGACGUGAAAAGAAUAAUCAAUGAUUAGCUCCGUGCCAGCUGCACAGAGCUCAUUACUGAGCGGACUAAUUGGUUUCUAUAUAUAUCAAUUUCUAACCACAAUUCUCUCAUUCUCGAAUCAAUCCUAUUUCCCCCCAAAAAAUUAAUAAGUUACCGUAAAAGAACUGCCCUGAACUGCAUCAUCUUCAAACUUGGCAUUUAAAUGCACAAAAACUUGGAUAUAUUAUUAAGUUGAAUGAAAUUCGUUCGUUGAUUUUUUUACGCCUUUCCCGUGUUGCCGUAUCUUUCGACUGAUGAACUCUUGAUUCCCACGGAGUUCACGAACGUUUUUCAUUGAUCUAUGUCAUUCUUGCUUUUCACCUUACAGUUUUCAUGUUCCCACCAAUAACAUAGUUCCAACAUCCGAUAUAUAAACCACACACGACCCCCCAAUUCCCUGAUUUGCCCUGACGAAUCUUCUUGGCCAGACCACUUUAAUUAUCAACUCUGAGUUGAUAAAAACAAAUCUUUGUUUAUCACUGCUCCACUGACGUAACACCACCGGCAGUUUCUUUAGAAACUAACCCCUUCAUUCAUACGCCAUUUAAACAGGCUCGAGCUAUUUUUUCAGAACGUGCAUUAGGCGUUCGGAGUCCCUGAUCCGCAACAAUCCGUCAUUAAGCUAAACGACAAUAAAGGAUCAUCAUGGUUAGAAAUUACCUGGGUGCUACUCCAACGUGCUGCUCUACUAAUACCUGCCAUUUUUUUUUUUUACGAAAAAAAAGAAAUCUUAUACUUAUUAGGAUUGACCUAUCUUUUAUAUAAUGCUGUGACUAAAAAAAAAAAAGUAUAGAACAAUGAUAAAAGUCUUAUUUGUUCUCACGUUGAUAGAGAUUGAGUCUGAACAAGAGAGUGACAGUUUCCUUUCUUUUCCAAGGCAACCAGGUAUAUUUGUAUAGGUAAUAGCAUUAUUUGUAGUGAUAUUUGGCAUAAAUACCACGAGUGAUAUUUCAAAAUUGUUAUACGUAAUUUCAUGAGCCGUUAGGCGAGUGAAAUUUGAGACAAUUUUGAAAUAUCACGAGUGGUAUUUAUGCCAAAUAACACGUACAGAUCAUGCUAUUAUUUGUUUAUACUGCUACCCGCAAAGGUUUUGUAAUUUUUACAUGUAGGUAUUUCAAAUUAAGCUGAAAUACCACUGCUCUAAGCCAAUCAAAUUGCAGUAAUUUUUCAUGUAGUAGUAUAAUUAACUUUAAUUCCUUCUAAACAAGGAUUUAUAAUUAGUCUCUGAAAUAAGAAACUUGAUUUGUCUACAUAGCAGUCUUGAACAGAAUCCUCCGGAUUGUUUGCAACGUUUACCAUGUUAAGUAACAUAGUUACUGACAUCGUGCACUUACCAUACAUUUUUAUCUCAAUUUUUGCAAUUUUUUUGGAAAAGUAAUGCGUUGAGCAAAACGCAGACGUUUCGACCUAGAAAUAGGCCUAGGUUAAUUAGAGAGCAAGAGUAAUGUCUAUCCUUCUUUAUUGUUUUCUAUUCUUAGUUAUUACACGUCGGCACGACUGCGUACAAACGUUUAGAAGUCAAAACCAUGUUAGACAGUGGAAAAGAGUUGAACUCGUCUGAUAAGAGUGGACUAUUUAAGGUGACUCGACCCAGUUUUUUGGGGGGGAACCAUCCUACUUUGAAGCUCUCUGGCAUCCUCACCUUUACUUUUAUUGUAAGUCUAACACAUAGAAUGAAUAACAUAUAGAUCGACCUACAAUAUAACAUAAAAUUUUUGGCGAUCGGAGUAAAUGUCACGUGGUUAUCAUGCCACGCCCCUUUGAGGUCUGAGUCGAAAAUCUGCUGUUACCGGCAUUUUUUCGUGAAAAUCUCUCGGCUACACAUAGUGCGCAUUAGUGCCUUGCGCUGAACAGAGUUUCACCAAAAUCGCAAAGACCCAAUUCGAGAAAUUCAGCGGUUUCCAAAUUUAGGUCAUAAUUUAUGCCAAAAUGAUAGGCAAACUUUACACGGAUUAUAUCUAAUAAACUAUGAGAUUUAUCUCUUUAUUUUGGGCAUCGUUAUAACAGAUGGGUCCUUGCAAGUCAGCAAAACGCUUUAGGGCCUUGUAAAUGCGCGCUAUUUCGAGCAAAGCAAACAUAUAGAAAUUAUAGGUUUGGCUAUUUGUUGACGUUUGUCAGCGUUUAAGAGUCUUUCUCACGAAAAAAGCAUUUUCUUAAAAAUUUUUUUUUCGUAGUUUUUUUUUCCUUCAAAUUUUUUCAGGGCCAAAAUUGAUUAACUAACUACCCGGACUCUGAAUUUCAUGGUCAUUGAAAAACUGUGACAUUAUCUUCUAUAAGCCCAAACUGGAGUAAACAUUGAAGAUUUUUAGCGUUUUGGCUGAGUUUGUGCUUUGGGAGUUGUCUAUUGUUUCUAGUCUGUCAUGAAACAGCAUUCUUGUUCAGCACGCGUGCAAUGACCGCGCUUGGCUGUGGCUGACUUCCGAAUGCUCACCGGGAUAUGAUAAUUUUGGUACAGUGAGACAGGCCAUCGCGUGAUACAUAGAGGUUUAACUCACAAUUUUUAAUCAAUUCUCGUGCUUCUUGUGCCUUUGCAAAAAAAUCAAGAAGUGCUACACGCUAAAUCUACUUACUAUUAAAAAAAUAUAAUUUUUUCAUAGGUUUAAUGCAAGCCAAUAAUUAAACCAACUCGUGAGGGGAAUCCCUUCUGUUUUCUUAUACUAAAUUAUCAUAUCUCGGUGAGCAUUCGGAAGUCAGCCAAGCGUGGUCAUUGCACGCGUGCUGAACAAGAAUGCUGUAUGAUGACAGACUAGAAACAAUAGACAACUCCCAAAGCACAAACUCAGCCAAAACGCUAAAAAUCUUCAAUGUUUACUCAAGUUUGGGCUUAUAGAAGAUAAUGUCACAGUUUUUCAAUGACCAUGAAAUUCAGAGUCCGGGUAGUUAGUUAAUCAAUUGUGGCCCUGAAAAAAUUUGAAGGAAAAAAAACUAAGAAUUUUUAAGAAAAUGCUUUUUUCGUGAGAAGGACUCUUAAACGCUAACAAACGUCAACAAAUAGCCAAAACUAUAAUUUCUAUAUGUUUGCUUUGCUCGAAAUCGCGCGCAUUUACAAGGCCCUAAAGCGUUUUUCUGACUUGCAAGGACCCAUCUGUUAUAACGAUGCCCAAAAUAAAGAGAAGAAUCUCAUAGUUUAUUAGAUAUAAUCCGUGUAAAGUUUGCUUAUCAUUUUCGCAUAAAUUAUGACCUAAAUUUGGAAACCGCUGAAUUUCUCGAAUUGGGUCUUUGCGAUUUUGGUGAAACUCUGUUCAGCGCAAGGCACUAAUGCGCACUAUGUGUAGCCGAGAGAUUUUCACGAAAAAAUGCCGGUAACAGCAGAUUUUCGACUCAGACCUCAAAGGGGCGUGGCAUUAUAACCACGUGAUAUUUACUCCGAUCGCCAAACAUUUUAUGUUAUAUUGUAGAUUGAUCUAUAUGUUAUCCAUUCUAUGUGUUAGACUUACGAUAAAAGUAAAGGUGGGGAUACCAGGGAGCUUCAAAGUAGGAUGGUACCCCCCCAAAAAACUGGGUCGAGUCACCUUAAACAGUCCUUAAUAUAUCUUUACCAAAUGAAUUUUUUUCUUUUCAGAAAAUGGAAAAGUUGAAGAUAGUGAACUAGAAAUGGAGUUCAUCAUUCCUGAAGGUAUGUUUUUUACAUUCAGAUUGUUAUCAAAUUGAAUCAUCUCAGAGAAAUGAAAAAACAAACAAACAAACAAUUAACCAAAAAAGACGGAAGUAUUAAACUUAAAUAAUAUUAUAAUAAGAAUGAAGGCCUAAGUAAAAACUGAAGUUAUCUUACUCUGCUCCUCAUCAAACUGGGAAAGUUAAGGAAGAAAAAGGCGUAAGAAAGGUUAAAGAAACUCAAAAACCCUCCGCAUAACCCACCUCAAUUAAACUUCAUUGACCUCAACUUUAAUUAUUUUCAAUGUGCUGUUUUAAGUAAAAAGCAUCGCUAGUAUGUGAAGCGUAAAGUAGGAAAAAAUAACUAGACUGGAAAUGUUCUUAAGGUUUCUUAGGUCUUAGCAUAGACUAUCCAAAGUUAUAUUAAUCUGCAGUUUUUCUGGGAGACAAAGCCAACGAUCUUGGCCCUGGUGAGCUUGAACUCAGAGAGUAUCAGAAGGAAUUGGCAGAACCUGCGAUCCAAGGAAAAAAUACCAUCAUAUGUGCACCCACGAACAGUGGAAAAACGUACGUGGCCAUAGAGAUAACGAAAAGGCACCUCGAAAGGUUUGACAGCGAUAGCGAGCAGUCAGGUAGGCGAGAAAUUAUUUAGUUAUUAUUACUAGUAAUUGAACAUCAGGCCAGUUCAUUUGAUCUAUGGACAUAUUGUGAGGAUCCGAAAUAAAUCCUUACGUCUAGGACGUCGUUUACACUUAAAAAAAUCUUCGACGUGAUGAAUCGAAAUUGAAUUGGAGUCUAAACAAGCUCGAGAACCUGUUAGGUUAAAAUUUGCCAGUAAGCCCACUCUAUACAAGAACCUGUUUGCCAUAAAGUUUGAAACAGGUUCUUAUUUUCUAAAAUCUAAAAAAAAAAAUUGAACUAUUGGACAUAUAACAUAAAUCAACAUUCAGGAUACUGAAAAUGAAGAAAUGAUCUUCGCAGUGAACGCAAUUUAUGCAAUUGCGUAAAGAAGCCUGAAAAAAAUUCAGGAUUUCAAGGGGGUUUGAAUUCAGUAUACUCUUUGAAAACAUAGGUGCCUUGUCACUCCAAGUGCAACUGUAAGAGUAUACAUGUUUUAGUUCAAUAAUGAGCUGAAUACCACUAAACACUUAGCUCGCUUAAAUUUGUGCUUACCACUGGCAUUUAUUUGUAUUUUAACCUUUUUAGGCUAACUUGAGGCAAAUGCAGGUUCCUAGUCGCGCGUUUUUACUGUUUGUAUCUCAGUGCAGAAUAGACGUUCAAAUGUAAUAAUCCUUGGGAAAAUAGGACGCGCUCAAUCCUCAAUCCAGAAUGUUCUAAAAUUUCAAUGCUAUAUUUCGUAACUUGUUUUUUUUUUUUUUUAAUUUCUUUCUUGAUCGUUUUCAUUAGGGAAAAAAUGUUACUUAAUCCUGUCAAAGUGAUAUAAUAAACGACGAUUCAAUUUACAGGAUAGGAAAAAACGUUUUACAUAAACGCUUUCUAGUGAUGGAUAAGACGUUUUGUAAUAAACGUGAUUUAUGCUGUAAAUCACGUGAUAAAACGUUUUGAUAGAUCGCGGGGAGCUCGAAACCAGCGCCUCUGUUCUAUGUUGGAGCGUGACAAAAUAUUCCGAUGGCCUCCUAAGUAUUCUCUUGAACAUGUCCUCCUCCGUCUCGAGGAUCGAAAAGGAGAAUAUAUCCAAGGUGUGGCCUCUUAAUGGAAUACUUCUUAAUGUCAAAUUGUUAACAGUUUGAGGAAAAAAGGAAAUCUCUGCCGUAUAGGUGGCUUGGAUAUUUGAGACAGAUUGUUGUAAACUUUUGUGUUAUUUACCUUUGAACAUCUUCAAGAAUGAUUUGAUAUCCAGCCAUCUCAAGGAGAAUCUAAAUAAAGAAACGCGACUGCCCCCAACAGGUGUCUUGAUAUCGCUUAAAACAUAGCCCUUUUUUUCUUUUGGCGAUUGUAAGUCCCAAGAGAAAUUGAAAGCUAUGAUUAUGCAAAGUUUUCGAGAGACAACAAAGAGUAUUAUGGUAUUUUUUAAAAAAAAAGAUCUAUUGCGUAGUGUUAUGUUUGAUGUAUUUAUUACAUCUCAAAUUUGAAUCUGUUUUGAACUAUAGCUUCCAGUAACACCAACAGAAAGGAAGGUCGCGUGGUGUUCAUUGUUAGCACAGUGAAUCUUGUCCUACAACAGAAGGAUCGAUUUGCUUAUUUCUUGGGCGGCAAGUAUUCUGUAGGAGAAAUCUCCGGAGCUAAUUCAACAGAUAUACCGCUCAAAUACCUCCUACAAAGCAACAAUGUUGUGGUGAUGACGGCCCAGAUACUUGUCAACGCCCUAAACAGCAAGAACAAAGAGGAACGAGUAGAGCUAAAGGACAUCAGUCUGUUGUUAUUUGAUGAAUGUCACCACGCUCAUAAGGAGCAUCCUUAUAACAAUAUUAUGGAAAAGUACCUGGCCUUACAGUCUCAGCCCGGAUACCAACACAGCCUACCACAGGUAUUACACAACUUUCAAAUCAUGUGUUUACUUACUGCGUUUCCUUGAGAGUUUCCUCAUCACAACAGGAUCAACACAAUCUGGUGUCUAGGCCAUAGAAAAUCUUACGGUACAAUUUUGUGCCUAGACACCAGAUAUGAAAAGGCACUUGUGAACAGAAGUCUUUUUAGGGAAUAUUUCCGUUUAUUGAAUUCCUUGGCCAUAUGAAUUCAAAUCGGGAUAUAGACGUUGACUAACUCGCUAUCAGUGAAAGAUUCUAAGAAAAAGCUGUGAUUAAUGGAGGUUAUACAUAACGGAAGACAAAACUAGACAAUACCGUACCUACCUGAUCGUAACUUGGGUUGUAAAAAUCCAAUGUUACCCUUUUUUAUAGCCUGCGAACGGCAGACGUGUCUGCUCGCUCAUCGCCGCUGAAGGGACGUUUCGCGAAGAGGAACGUCUGCGACUCAGGGACGGAAAUUCCAUACUGAUGACGUAAAUCAAUGUUUACUUAAUCAAUUUUACGUUUCUCCUGGUCGAUUUUGGAAAAGUGUUGUGUUCAUCUGCGAAUGAGCUCCAGCAAAACUCAAAGGCUUCUUCUAGAGAAGACUAUAUUCCACACAUAUUGACUGUUUUGUUAGAGAUUCAUCGCGUUUACAUUUGACCUUAGCCGCCUUUUGUCUUUUGUCUGUCAUUCGUAAACAAUAGCUAGAAUAAUGAAACUACUCCGUCGACCAAUUAGCGCCUCUGACCGGAUUUCGGACAGAUUUUGCGUCAUCAGUAUGGAAUUUCUGUCGCUGAGUCGCAGACGUUCCUCCUUGCGAAACCUCCCUCAGUGCUGAUGAGCGAGGAGGGACGCCUGCCGUUGCCGGGUACCUUUUUCACCAAAGUAUGAUAUUUUGUUUGGCAGAUCGUUGGCCUGACAGCGUCUCUUGGUACUGGUAAAGCGUCGAGUGUGGAUAGAGCAGAAGAACAUAUCAUUCUUGUAUCUGCAAAUUUAGAUGCCGAAGCUAUCUCUACUGUGAGGAAAAACCAGGCUGAGCUUAAGAAGUACGCAAACGUCCCUGAAAGAGCAACUCAUCACGUGGAAAAGAACAAGCAAGAUCCAUUUGAAAAGAUCGUCUCCAAGGUAACGUUAGCGAUAAAUUCUUGUCAAUACUAAACGAGUCACCGGGUUUACUCUUCUUAGUGUAGCGCUAUUCAAUGCUGUUUUCCUUUCCAGGGACAGGGUUCCCAUAAUAUCCUGGUUCAUUUGUCUAAAGGCCCUAAUCGAGAAACAUCAACUAAUCCUAAAGAAUCUGAUCGAGGUGUAAGUGAAAAGCAUACCCAAACUUUGAUGUGUGCGAUGCACCUUUAAGAUAAAAGCAUCCAAGGUUCGCCAUUGGGUUUUAGCUUGCUUUAUUUAUUUAAUUUGUUUGUUUGUUUUUAAAAGGUGAUGGUACAAAUAGAAGGCAGACUUAAGAAAAUGAGAGGCAAGUCCUUCAAGGCAGGGCCCCCAGACAAAGGAAGUCAACAGUAUCGUCAGUGGGUAGAAGAAUUCUACAAAGAUGCGGUGGCGGCUGGUGACAGGUACCUGGUGACCUACACCGAACACCUUCGUGAAUAUCACAUCUCACUUACUUUGAAUUCAAACACGAGGAUGAAGAAUGCCAGGAGUUAUCUCCAGAAAUACUUUCGAUCGUUGGAUAGAGAAAAGUUCACGGAUAUUGAUGAAAUUCUGGAAAAACUCUUCUACAAGGCAAUGGAAGCCUUAGAUAAAUUCAUCGAAAAGAAUGGCGGCGAGCCUGAAAAUCCGAAGCUAACGAGACUGAAAGAUUUGUUGUUGGAAAACUACAAGGAGUUUCAGAACAGCGACAAUGGUCAGCACAACCAGACGAACGAAAGUAGAGAAGGAGAUGCAACCAGUCGAGAAUCGGCGAAUGAAAAUGGCCAAGAGAAGGUAGGCAGCAAGGAGAGCGCGAUGAAUGGAGACGUUGAAGCUUCCAAAAUGUCUGAUGAUAAAGUCACAGAAGCAACCAAAAGUACAGGUGAAGUGGACAGGAAAACACCUGGUCGAGAAGAAAAUGCAAGAAAAGAUGAGGACAAGAGAGAAAAUAUGAGCUUGAAGACAGAGCAAUCCGCUACUAACACUACUGAGAGGUCCUCCCCACACACAGCAGCCAAUCAAGAAGAGGAAAGUGGCAGUGAAAUUUUGUGUGUUAACGCAACGAAUACCGCUGAAGGUUCCUCAUCAGAGGUCCUUUCAGAUUCACCUGACGAAAGUAACAGUGAAGCAUUGGACGACCUUAAACUGGAUGUGACUGAAAGUUCCUCGUCAGACACGGCGAAUGAAGAUGAUAAGGCAGAACAAACAAAAUCUCGUCAUCAUCCAGAAUGGGAAGGUCCAAAAGGAAUUUUGUUCACUAGAACUCGUGAGUCAACAGAAGCACUCCUGGACUGGAUCAAAGAGACUGAAGAACUUAACAAAGUACUCAGACCAGUGCUACUAGUCGGCAGUGGAGAUGGAAAGAGUAAGUAAUACUUGAUUUCAUUAGUUACUUUUAUAGCUGGUGCCACUUUAAACUGAGUGUAACGCAAUGAUUUAUAGUUGUAUCGUAAAAAAACUGUGAAGGCAAGUGUUGUGAAGUAUUUUCUACUGAGUAGGUUGUUUUAAAGAUUUGUGUGUCAUGCGCUCUUUAGUUGAUUUCAUAUUUGUACUUGAAGCUUCACUCGUGCCUAGAGUCUCAUUAUGAUUAUGUUUGUAGAUCAAGGUUAAUCUUCGUUUUUUGAAGUUUAUUAGCUUUUUACUAGUGAUUUGUUGUCAACAGAAGUGUUAUUUGUCUUGUAGUUUAAUUAAAUUUUUGUCUGUCCUUGCAUGAAGUAGGCACGUUUUGGAUUCUACCUGACCUUUAUUUUUACCCACAUCAGAGUUCCUGUACUGCUUUAAGGUCACGGUAGAAUCUCGCGGUUUUGGUUGUCAAGUUUUAUUAGCUUUCUUUUUCUGGACCUGUUUAACCUUGCGGGUUUGUUUUCACCCACUUUAGUGAUCGACAAGAAAUUCGUCGGUUAAAGUCACUAGGAAAUGCUUUUUCAACUCUCAUACUCAGCAAGCCCGAACGUACCUAAAUUUUAGUUAUUUUUAAAAGUUGCCAAAAUUUGGCGCAGUUUUUAGUUUGAAUAAGCGGGUUGGGUUGGGGAAAUAGAGUUGGUGCAGUAGAAGAAGGACGUAUGAGCUGCUGUCAAGAAUAACUACACCAAGAUGUGGUACCUAUUCGCUAAAGAAGCGAAUUCCUCGAACACCCUUACACAAGCUUAGCAGCAAACGUAAAAUAAACUGUGCUAAAAGAUUUUCAAAGACUAUCAGUUUGCAUGAUUAGCGACAUUUUUACUAAAAAACACUAGUUUUCACCUAGAAUUCUUAUAGUAGUUCAGUUUUAGGAGAUGAAGCAGAUGAAACAUUCAGGAUGAUCAUGAUUGCGUUCUUAAAUUUCAGUCGGCAUGACCCAGAAUGAGCAGGAGCGAGUUAUUAAAAGGUUCAAAACAGGAGAAAAGAAUCUUUUACUGGCGACCAGCGUCGCAGAGGAAGGCCUGGACAUUAGUGAUUGUAACUAUGUUAUUCGCUACGACAUGAUGGGCAACGAAAUCUCCUCAGUACAAUCACGUGGCCGUGUCAGGUAAGCCAGUACCUUUCGAAGAGUAGGACUGCUGUGUUCAGCGGACAGUUACUCUAGGUCAAAAAUCUAUAAAUUGUCUUUUGAUAUACGGACGACCUAAUGAUCUUUUAUAUAUUGGAUCAGCAAAAGGCCUGCAAUCCAUUUUAAAUUAGGUGGAAUCUUUCUGUGAAAAUGCUGACUUAGAUUUCAACUCAGAGAAGACAAAAGUUAAUGAUUUUAAUAACGAUCGCGGCGGAUCUUUUAUAUAUUGGAUCAGCAAAAGACCUGAAAUCCAUUUUAAAUUAGGUGGAAUCUUUCUGUGAAAAUGCUGAUUUAGAUUUCAACUCAGAGAAGACAAAAGUUAAUGAUUUUAAUAACGAUCGCGGCAAAUCCUUAACCAACUUUUCCUUUAGAUGAUGACGCAAAUAAAUUAGAAAGCGUCAAAUAGUGCAAAAAAUCUCGGACUAAUACUGAGACCACGUGGAAAUUUUAAUUUCGCUUAGUAAUACAGGAGCUGAAAAAAGUUGUACUCAAUGUUUUGAGUGCAAAAGAGAUGGGGAAGCAACUUUAGAAAAAAAUAUUUAAUUAACGUUAAAACCAUUUGAUAACACAUAUCCCCCAUACUCCUUUAUGGGAGUGAAAUAUGGCCGACCAUUGAGUGCAAUGGACAAAAAGAUAAGGAUUCCGCAGAACUAGUUCAGAACAAAUUCUUAAAAUGGCUACUUAGUUUAAAUAAAUACUGCAAUGAUAAUGCGUCUAGGGCAGAAACGGGAAGGUCUCGAUGAAAAUUGAAGCCCAGUGGUGAACUUUAAGUUGUGGCCAGUAACUCUAGCGCAAAAAAAGAACAUGAUAUGAAAAAGACAUUAAAUGGAAAGAAAUUGAGGCUUUCUCGAGCAAAAACAUCAGAAGCACAUUAGACCAGAUAGGGCCAGGAGAACUUUGGAUAAAAGGACACUAUAUGGAUAUAGAAAUGGUAGACACAAUGAGGUUAAUCGAACAACAAAACUGGAUGAGUGAAAUGAAUAACGACAUUAGAAGAGAUGCUGUCCGAAAAUACAAAACAAUAGACAAUUAAAAAUGUCAGCAAGACCCGUCACAGAAUAACUUCAACAAAAUUACGACUAAGCAAUGAUAAAAUCGCCCCAGAAACGGGGCUCGGUUCCUCGAAAGAUUGAUAAGUUUAAUCCAGGAUUAAGCCAAAUCUUAAACAAGGUUUUCUGGUCUAAGAACAUGCAACUCCAGCUUACAAAAUACUGUUGUGCCUUUACUCCGAGAUAAAGUAAUGAUAACAAAAAAUGUGACUCUAAGCAAUACAUAGGAAAGAAAAACACAAUCCUGGAUUAGCACUAGUCGGCCUCUCAGAAAGCGGGGCCAGGUCGAUACUUAAGACCUUAUAAAAAAAAAACCUGAUAAGAUAUGUCCAAUCUAUAAGGUAGAAAUGGGGGACGAAUAUCACUUUUUACCUGUAUGACCCACUUACCAGCAAGAAUAGAAAAGUUCUAAGCAAUUACUUGAAAAAUGAACAUCUAAUAAGUGACAGAAUGUCACCCAAUAAAGUAUUCGUGUUUCUAAUAAAUCCCCCCGCCCCCGCUCCCAGCGGAAAGGCUGAAAUCCAAAAAUUUAUAGCAAAGCAUGAGUUUGAAUGCUUCAAGAUGAGAAAAGAGUGGAUAGAAAAAAAAACUAAAUGUUAUGUACAUGUGUAUUUAUGUGUAGUUGUUUUCGUGUAAUUAACAUUUUAGUAACUGCAAGUUUGAAUUAUCUGGAAAACGUUGAUGCACCAGCUUGUAUAAGACUCCUAAUAACUAUUGUCUUGUCUUUUUCUGUCGUCUUGUCUGCAUACGAAAAAAGUGUUUUUUUUUUCCUUCUUCUGUAGGGCGGAAUAUGGGAAGUACAGCGUGUUGGUAGGUCAUUCAGGAGCACGGAAGAGAGAAAAAAUGAGUGCCUUCAGGGAAAUGCUAAUGACUGAAGCUCUUAAUAAAGUGCAGAGUUUGGAUCCAGAAACCUUUAAGAAAAAGGUGAGACCGGCGCAAAUAAGGUUGUUAUCAAAAUAAAGAUAAUCACCAUGAUCAUCAUCAUCAAAAUGAUCAGCCCCAAUAUUAUUAUUGUAGUAAUUUUUGGCAACGAAUUGGUCGACAUGGUGUUGUUUACCCCUCAUCUUCUGAAGGAUAGAGGGGUAGAAGUUGUACUAGGUUACUUUAUCUCGUAAUGUAAGUGUUCCACGUCUUUCCUCUGCUCAACUAACAAUCCCUUUGAAAUAUGGUUUAUUGUUUCUUUUUACGUCAAUGGUAUGAUAAUUAUGUUACCUCGGCUUCCUGGAGCUUACAUACUUACAUUAACGCGAAAGAGACGGAAUCUUCAGAAACCGUGAGGCGUCAUUGACAAACAUUUAUAAGGGUUCCUUUCAGCAUACUUGACAUUCAAUUUUUGGUUUUCUCAUUAUAUUUUAUUCUUUUAGGUGAAAGAAUUGCAACAAAAGAGUUAUCGAGAACGCUACCUAAAGAAGCACAUUUAUGCUCUCAGUAAGUCAAAGCAUUUGCCUGGUGACGUCACCUUUCUAUGCCGGAAGUGCAAAGAAACUGUUUGCCAAGCGCAUGAUGUCCGGUGCAUCCAAGGCAGUCACCACGUGAUCAUUAACAGUGAUGUCCGGGAUACAAAGGUAAUUCCAAAAAAACAUACAAUCAGUUGACAAUCGCGCACGAAAGUGGUUUUUUCCAAUGUUCGUCAAAAUUAAUUCCAAUUUUUUUAUUCCGGCAACCGGUUAGGUUAAGAAGGCAUUAUUUGGUGUCUCAAAAUAAUCGCAGAAAAAAUGACUGAUCAUUAAUAUUGAUCAUUUGAAUAUUUAGAGAAAGUCCGCCGAUAUAGUAUACGGUUGUUGUAAAUUGGUUGGUCCCGCUAAAAGAUUGCGGAGUGCCUUUUUCAGGAUGACUGAUAUAUUGUACUUUCUUGUAAAAAGUUGCGCUUCCUAAAUUAAGAAUAAUUAAAUGCCAGUUUCUUUUAUUCCUGCUGACUGAUUAUUUCGAUGUUUGCUGAAGUUGAUUCACGCGAAAUCUGUCCUGACUCUAUUUACAUCAAACACACGUUAAAGCUCUUGAAAGACCACACUGGAAAGUAAAUCACAAUACAUCAUUACAAAUUAUAGCUGCUUUCAGUGAGAUAUUGUUAAAUUACCGUAAAAUUCCGAACAUAAGCCCCUCCAAAUAUAAGCCCCCAAACUCGUAACGCAAAAAGCCCUCCGUUAAGUCCCCACUCCAAAUAUAAGACCCCCCCGGGGGGGGGUUGUACUUGGAAAUUGCCCUCAAAUACAAAGUAAAACAAAGCAAAAAGGGUAAAUUUCCUUUGAACUGUAAGGCUAGCUUAAUCGAUUUUGAAACGCAAAUUUCCCUCCGUAGAUAAGCCCCUCCGAAUAUAAGCCCCUUCAAACAUAAGCUCCUCAAAAAGGGCCUUUGAAAAAUAUAAGCCCCAGGGCUUAUUUUCGGAAUUUUAGGGUAGUUUAUAAAAUUUCUUGUUUUAAAAGAAACACACUUAGUAAAAAAACAUAAAUACCUUAUUUUAACAGUUGCUCUACUUAACGAGUCUUACAGUGCUUUUAAUCUUAAUAUGGAAAGUAAAGACAAAGUUGACCUGUUUCAGACACUGUUACGAAAACUAUUCCUGAAGAAGAGGAAAAGGAGAAUUAACGCAGACAAUGAAAAUUAUAUGUACAAAACUCAUGGAAUGUUGUGCAAAAAAUCCGGAAGUGCAAGAGGGCUUCAAAUUUACUGUAUAAUCCUCAGAGCCAUGAUGUGCUGUAUAUCCUUAUUUUAUAUACAAACAAACAAAAGAAUUGCCAAAUUUAUAAAUCCACUUGUUUCUUUCAUUACAAAGGUGGACAUCAAAAACCACCCGAAUCCGAAGAAAAUCGAUGACAUAGAAAUGAACAAGAAGAUUUACUGCAAGAAUUGUGGUGAGGACUGGGGUGUUACAGCUCUUAUAAGCGGGGUGGAGUGGCUGUGUAUCAAGAUUUGCAGUUUUGUUCUGGAGUUUCCAGGAAAAGAUCAACCUCGAAGAAUGUACAAAAAGUGGAAAGAUUUACCGUUUGGCAUCAAAGAAGCAAGCAUGGAAGAGAUUUUAAAACACAGCGGUGAGAAAGGACCAGGAGAUGACCUGCUAGAUUUCAGCUUUGAUGAUUGAUCACGUCGUUUGAUUUUUAAGAAAAGAGAGAGAGAAAUUUAAAAUAUUGUCUGUAUAACGUUUCAUUUCUUCAUUUUGCUUUUGGUGUUCUGGGGUGGCCAUAAAAACGGUAGAUAGUUGGUAUAAAUCAGAUGUUUCUUGUAAAACUUUAGAGCAGCCUGUCAUGCAGCAGAAGACUGAGUAAAAAAAAAAAAUCAAUGUAAAGGGCGUAGUAAGCGGUAUAGGAUAAAACACGCGAUGGCUCUUUAAAUGUAUUUUGCAGUUGAAUUGAACUGAAUUGGUGAGUUAAAGUAUUAGUCAUUAAUGAAAAGCAACAGAACUAUUCAGGAACAAAGUUAUUUACCGAAGGAACAGUACCUAAUAAUUAAAUCUGCUUUGUUCAGUUGAAGUCAUGUUGUUUUGUUAGCAACAUAGUGGGUUAUAAGCUCUACGUCAUAACAUUAAGCGUUUCAGCAUUCAAUUUGAAAAUCGCAACGAAAACGUUAACCAACUAUCGUUCGCACCACUACCUUCUAGGGAAAAUUAUUUUAGCUUCCUCUUUGGAAUUCCCCUCGGAAUGUUCCGUCAACUGACAUUUUUACCUCUGUAUCAGUAGAAUACUUUAAAAAGAGGACAGAAGUACACUAAGCAUAAAUAAUUUUACAACGUUGCUUCAAAAAGAUAUACCAAAUGGCUCUAGCAAACAGAAGUCUUUAUGAUUGCGAGAAAAGUAUUUCAAAGUUAUCGAUGACAAAAAAAGCCUAGCUAGUUGUUGGGUAAAA